AUGGCACGAGCACAAAGGUCUGCUGCUGCUCAUGGCCAAAAGUCCAUCGCCUCCUUAUUCAAGGGUUCCGCAAAGUCUGAAUCUGACGCAGACACAGCCAGCGGGCUCAGUGACUCGGAGGUUUCUGAGCCUGAGGAAGAAGCUAAGAAACCCACUGCUGUAGCAAGCAAGAGCUCAGCUCCAGAUGCGUCGGACCUGCCCCCAAUCCAUAACAUACCAGCCAUCUUCUCUGAUCUAGUCGCACGCGCUUCCCAGAUCAAGGUAGUGGCGCAGCACCUGCAAGGCCGCAAGAUGCGCGUCGCCACAAUGUGUUCCGGCACAGAGUCUCCCCUUCUCGCGCUCGACCUCAUUCGUCGAUCCAUACUCCAGCACUAUGACGUGAAUCUCGAGUGCGAACACGUCUUCUCGUGCGAGAUCGAGCCUUUCAAGCAGGCGUACAUCGAGCGGAACUUCCAACCACCCCUGCUGUUCCGUGAUGUCUGUGAGCUUGGGGACACACAUGCGUACGCCAGUACGACAGCGUACGGGUCCCUAGCGCCCGUCCCCGGAGACGUCGACAUCCUCAUCGCGGGUACCUCCUGCGUCGACUACUCCAACCUCAACAACGAGAAUCAAGAUAUCGACGCGAAUGGCGAGUCUGGAAGGACAUUUCGGGGGAUGAUGUCCUGGGUGAAGAAUCACCGGCCACCCUUGGUCAUUCUGGAGAACGUGUGCUCGGCACCUUGGGAGCGCGUGGUCGAAUACUUCGAGAAGAACAAAUAUAGUUCCCAGUUCUUACGAGUUGAUACAAAGGACUUUUACAUACCUCAUACCCGUACCCGUGUAUAUCUCCUCGCUGUCGACCGGCGAAACUCGGAUCUUCCAGAUGAGUGGGCGAAGCUUCUCAACAAGCUCAAGCGACCCGCAUCGUCCACUCUCGAUGCCUUCCUGCUCCCCUCCGACGACCCCCGUAUCCAUCAGGCACGCGAGAAGCUCGUUUCCGAAAGCUACAACGCAGUCGACCGACGGAGAGGCCGGACAGACUGGGGCCGAUGCGAGUCCCGUCACCAACGCGCGAGACUGGAGGAGGAGCUCGGCUCGAAGCGCCCGCUAACGAGCUGGGACGAAGGUGGUUUCUGUAAGUUGCCAGAUUUUGCGUGGAACGACUGGGGAGUUGGGCAAGUAGAGCGUGUUUGGGACUUGAUGGACAUUAGUCUCCUCCGGUCUGCCAAGAAAGGCGUCGAUCCGUCAUACAAAACGCAAGUGUGGAACCUCUCGCAGAACGUCGAUCGGACCAUCGGGUCGAACAAAGUCGGCAUUUGUACAUGCCUGACACCCGCCAUGAUUCCGUACAUCACGAAUCGCGGCGGACCUAUGGUCGGCAUUGAGGCGCUCUCCAUGCAGGGUCUGCCCGUGGACGAGCUGCUCCUGACGCGCGAGACGGAGGAUCAGCUCGCCGACCUCGCGGGGAAUGCGAUGUCCACGACUGUCGUCGGCGCGUGUAUCAUGGCCGCACUCAUCGUGGGCAGGAAGCUGCUAAAAGAGGGCAACGAUACGAGCACGUACGAGUCCCGAGACAACAUGUCGAUGGACGUCGACAGGGACGAAGUGCGGGAUGACUCGAUGGACGUCGAUCAGGCGCUCGACGACAUAGCCAUCGAAGACCGUGUCUCCGGGGUAGACCAGCUUGUGGACCAGCCUUUGGACCUGGCGUCAACCGCUGCAGUCCCUCUUGUGACUCUUCUUGACAAGGCGGUGAAGAGCGCGCGUCUGUGCGAGUGCGAGGGCCGGAAGGACAUUACUGAUCGUCAGGUAAAUCGCUGCAAGGACUGCGGCUCGUCGUCCUGCGUCAAGUGUGGCGGUCGGCCGGAGCACAACCCUGAGCCCAUCGACGUCCAGGCAAACCCACGGAUGCCUCCAACUGCCUUUGCGAAGGAGCUCAAGUCGACGCUCCCCAUGUCAGUCUCCCUGUCGAACGUCUCCCAAGCGCUACUCGACAGCCUCAAGGAAGCGUCUGGAGUUUCUAUCCCGAGCGAGCGCUGGUCGAGCUGGUGCGAAGCCGUCCUCCGCGUCUCCCAGCACGAAUUGCGGUUCGUCGAGCCCAAGCGACAAGACAUCUGGGUGGCGACGUACCAGUCACCCGUGGCGUAUCUCGAGCUUCUGCUCUUACCCCAGCAGCCCGAGUGGCGCCUCUUCGCAAAGCCGGAGGAGAGCGAACCGGCGAACUCGGAGCUCCGCAGGCUGCUGGAGACCCCCGUAGGCAGGAUGGCUUGCCGGGGCGGGCUGUGUGCGGGGCGCUGGGACUUUGCGCUGCCGCAUACUACGUCUGUGCGUAUCAUGAUCUCUGGUAGCGAGCCCGUUCCGUCGUGGGAGCAGAAGCUUGGCCUGCAGGGCGACGAGUUCAGAGACAAGAUGGUUAACUCGAGGUUGGAGAUCAGCGUUCCCCAGGAGGACAUGGUACACUUCGACAGGGACAUUUCGGGUGUCUAUACGCUGCUAGACAAGUGCGGCACCGCGAACUCGGCGCUGCAUAAGAAGAUGUCUGACGAGCGCGACUCUCACUUGCCGCCGCUAUUCUUGUUCCUCGACCCAACGCGGUGUGGAGAUCCCGCGGAUGACUGUUUUGUGAUCUCCAUCAGCAAGCGGCGUUACGAGUACGGUGAGACUCGGCCUCUCGUUUGCAAGUUUGAUUCGGAGUGGAGGCAGUCCGACACUGUGGAAGAGCAGAGCAUCGAGUGCCAUAUUCCGCAGAGGUGGGUCGAGUCGCCUGAGACGCGUCUGACGGUAAGUAGUAUCAUUAUCAAAUCAAUCCAUGUUAAGGCUUACGCUUCGAAUCAGCCUGUAGCCGGCCACGAAGCGCACUUCGCUGUGCCAGGAGACCACCUCAACGUCAGCAUCUCAAAUGACGCCUGCUCCAGCGCGAACGCCCUCCUUGUGUGCCGCGUCCCACUUCUCGACCAGGCGGGCCCCGAGUGGCCGCGCGGCACUUGGCAGGAGGUCGACAAGGUACACGAGCGCGUCACGUUCAAGGCCCUCGCGUGGCUCAUCGAGCGCAUCCGCAACGUCGGCGACCACUUCGGCCACUGGCAGGACGCGGAGAUAGUAUGUGACCACGUCAACUGCGAGCGCUGCGCACCCACUGCGCCCGACCUGCGUUGGAUGAAAAACAAGAACAGAAUCGUGGCGAUUGAGGACACGGCGCAGGCUGGAGAGUAUGAGCGCAGGCUGAAGCGCCGCCCUGCACCGUUCGUCACGCAGCUCAAGCUCGAGAAAAGUGGCGUCGGUGUGAUCCGCAUCGGUGUGAAUAUUACGUCGCUCAUGCACCGGGCCAUGUCUCGUCUUCCCUCCGCCGGUCGAACAGGAGAAAUCAAGACCUCGUGGCGCUUGACGACCGACUUCCUCCCGGCAGCGAAAAUCGACCUCCCGAAAUUCAAGCUCUCGAGCAACCGGCAUGACGUAAGACACGCCCAACCUCCUAGCUUCGUCAUCGACUUGCGCCCGGAGCAGCUGCGAUCGCUUACGUGGAUGUUGGUGCAGGAGGAGCCGGACGCGCCUCCAUUCAUCGAGGAGGAAAUUUCGGAUGCGAUCUUGGAGCCGCUUGGAUGGAGGGCGGAAGGCCGUGCACAGAGGCCGGUUCGUGUCAGAGGAGGCGUGCUUGCGGAUGAGGUUGGGUAUGGGAAGACCGCCAUCACGUUGGGUCUUAUUGACUGCACCUCGAAGAGCGUCGAGGACGAGUUCAAGAAGAUGGAGGGCAUGAAGGGCAAGAUCCCAGUCAAGGCGACCCUUGUAGUUGUUCCUCCUCAUCUGACUAGACAAUGGGGCUCUGAGGUGAAGAAGUUUACAGGAAAGCGGUUUAAAGUUAUUAUACUCAUGACUGCUACGAGCAUGAACUCCUUGACCAUCGAGGAUGUUCAGGAAGCAGACAUUGUUGUCGUCGCCUCCAACUUGUUCCAAAGCAACGUCUAUCUGGGGAACCUGGAGAUUUUCGCUGGCGGUGGUAGUCUCCCUGUCCACGAAGGCAGAUAUUUCAACGCGAGGUUAGAGACUGUGCUUGCAUCGCUCCGUGGACAAGUCGACCGGCUUAGAGAAGAGGGUGCACAAGCCGUGAUAAAGAAGAUCAACGAAGGCAGGAAGCUAGGUAUGAGGUUUAUAUUUAGUGUCCUGCUACUGUAUGCUAAGUCUUUUGUACUAGACGAGGACGAAGGUAACUUCCUGCUUUCCGCAAAGCGACUCAAGGGUAAGACCUCCCGUCAGGCAGUCGAGGUCGUAGAGGAUGCUGCGAAGCCGAAGCCGAAGCCGGAACCCUCAGAGACGAAAAACUCGCGAACAAGGAUGAUCAUGGAGGUCGUCAUCCCUCCUCUGCCCAAGCUCAGAAAAAAAGAAGUCGAGGGCCCGUGGGAGCUGGGGUCGACCGCGGUGAAGAAAGACUGGACGAAGAUGCAGGCGCCGCCUCUCGAAAUGUUCCACUUCUCCCGGAAGGUCGUCGACGAGUACACGUACCUCGAUGGCAAGAUUCAUUCCAUGGUAACGAACAUCACAGCGGAGCGACACUGGGUGCUUUCUGGUACUCCCCCAAUCCACGAUUUCCGCGCUCUCAAGACCAUCUCUGCAUUCCUCAACUUGCACCUUGGCGUGGACGAUGAUGGUGAAGGGCAGUCGGUUCAGGUCAAGAAACGCCGCAAGGAAGAGACGGCUGUGGAAAAGUUUCACUCUUUCCGCGAGGUCCAUAGUCUCGAGUGGCAUGCUCAUCGCCAUCAAAUUGGGCAAGCGUUCUUGGAUCAAUUCGUUCGUCAAAACAUUGCUGAGAUCGACGAGAUCCUGUCCAGCGAAGGAAUCAGGAAGGUGGACCUGCCUGCAGCUGAGCGUGCCAUCUACCUGGAACUCGAGCACCAUCUUCGUGCACUAGACAUGACCGUCAAGCGAAGCAGGAAGAGUGAAAGCGACCGUGAAAAGCGAGUGGCCCAAGCACUCGGAGAAAGCAGCACUGCCGAAGAAGCCCUUCUCAAACGCUGUUCACAUUUUGAGCUCGACUCCUCCGACAAGGAGAACGCCAUGAAAGCAUGCGAGGUCAUCGUCCGCGAACGGUGCGCGCAACUCGAUGACUGCAAGACUGAGCUCGAGAAGAUGAUCUUGGAGGCACUCAAGAUGGAGAAGAAGAUCGGCAAGAUGGAGAUCGAGUCGCUUUUCCGUGAGUACGUCCGCGUCACGCGCAACGAGGGCGUCGGCGAUGAGGACGCGACGGAGCAGACGAGGACGCUGCUCGAUCAGGCGAACGUCGCUGCACCCCUUCGGACAAUUACGAACAAGCAGGUCGACGCGCGCGGUAAGGGCAAGUCUAAGGAUGACGACCUGCCGGAAAGCAUUAAGCAGCUCAUCUGGGAGCACCGCGAGAAGACCCAUGUGAUACGCCGUCUGACGAAGGAGCUUGUGGGCCGCGUACGGUCGUUGCGAUACUUCACUGCCGUUCGGGACUUGCAGAAGCAGGCCGAUGUGGCACCUGUAGUGUCGUGCCCAUCGUGUAGGCGUGAUCAAGUCCCGAUUGAGGAGGUCGCGGUGCUCUCGUCUUGUGGCCAUAUGGGCUGCAUCGCGUGUGUAACAGAGCAUGCGGAGAGGGAGGAGUGUGUAUAUGCUGCAUCUGGCGCAUGUAAAGCGGCCGCUCGUGUGUUGAACGUUGUAAAGGGCGACACCCUGGGUGUCGACGACGAGCAGCGCGACGGGCAGGGCAAGCACUACGGCCUCAAGCUCGAGAAGGUCAUUUACCUCGUCAAGAAGGAGAUACCUAAGGAAGAACGAGUCCUCGUCUUCGUUCAGUUCCCCGAUCUCAUGAAGAAGGUCGCGGAGGCGCUCGCCGCGAACGAUGUCAAGUUCCUCGAGAUCCGAGGAACCGCAGUGCAGAAGAGCAAAAGCCUUGAGCAAUUCCAGACGAACAGCAAGGAGCGUGUGCUGUUGCUGAACGUUAUGGACGAGAGCGCGAGCGGGGCGAACCUGACGUCGGCCAACCAUGCGGUGUUCCUGUCGCCGCUGCUGGCCGCGACGCAAGAGAUCUACGACGCGUGCGAGACGCAGGCGAUCGGGCGGCUGAGGCGAUACGGGCAGACGAAGCUUGUCAACAUUUAUCGCUUCCUCAGCACGAACACGAUCGACGUUGAGACCUACGAGCAGAGGGCCAAGGUGAAGAUUUAG
Molecule: messenger RNA, 6162 nt
Organism: Laetiporus sulphureus 93-53
Lineage: Eukaryota; Fungi; Basidiomycota; Agaricomycetes; Polyporales; Laetiporaceae
Exons: 9
Coding region: 1-6162 (2053 amino acids)
Molecular function (GO): ATP-dependent chromatin remodeler activity; ATP binding; methyltransferase activity
Source: RefSeq, a predicted model, not a curated record